AUGGCUACCACUUCAAAUAGCCAAGCAGUAAAAUCUUUGAAUACAGGCCCCGGUCGACGUCGCUUUAUUUUCAAGUCGUUCUCGCAAAGAAUAGAGGAAAUUGACAUUGAUGUAUACAGAAGUCUCGACCCAUUGAAAGCCGAGCCCUCCGAAGGCUCCUCCUUUUUCCGUGACUGUAUCAUAGAAUACAGAGAAUUGAACACUGCAGAGGAUUUUAUUUCAUUUUAUGAAGAAAUGUUCCCUUUGGUACAAACACUGCCACAAAUCAUAUUGCAGAAGGAAUUGAUACUCUCGCAUCUUCUUUCUAGACUGAAAAUGAGAGGGAGAUUAUCACUUGAACCCAUACUAAGGUUGAUUGCUGCUUUAUCUAGAGAUCUUCUGGAAGAUUUCAUACCCCCUGCCUGCAGCUUGUAUUAUGAGGCAGAUGCCUCAGAUUUAGAUUAG
This is a messenger RNA of Fraxinus pennsylvanica, 444 nucleotides long. The record is from the annotation of a GenBank genome assembly. Lineage: Eukaryota; Viridiplantae; Streptophyta; Magnoliopsida; Lamiales; Oleaceae.